Vicia faba (fava bean) is the source of this 954-nucleotide messenger RNA. Lineage: Eukaryota; Viridiplantae; Streptophyta; Magnoliopsida; Fabales; Fabaceae. The record is from the annotation of a GenBank genome assembly.
AUGUCUUUAGAUUCGCUAAACGGCGUCGCUUCGUGCCCCCCAGAGAUUGAAAAGUUCCUGUGUGACUUGCUCUUGGACUCCACUCAACCCAUCUCCGAACGCUUCAGAGCCCUCUUCUCUCUUCGCAACCUCAAAGGUCCCGCUCCUCGCACCGCCCUCAUCCUCGCAACUAGAGAUUCAUCCAAUUUGUUGGCACAUGAAGCUGCGUUUGCAUUAGGUCAAAUGCAAGAACUGGAAGCCAUCCCUGCAUUGACCUCAGUACUUAAUGAUCUUUCUUUGCAUCCCAUUGUUCGCCACGAGGCGGCUGAAGCACUUGGUGCUAUUGGUUCAGAUAGUAAUGUUUCUCUGUUGAAGCGUAGCUUGGAGUCUGAUCCGGCUCAAGAGGUUCGAGAGACGUGUGAAUUGGCUCUUCAACGUAUUCUGAAUUUAAAAGAUGCUGCUACUAUGGAUGAUUCGACUGCACCUGGUGUUUCUCCGUUUAAGUCUGUUGAUCCUGCAGCACCGGCCACGUCUUGUUCUUCGGUUAAUCAAUUAAGAGAGUUACUUCUUGAUGAGGAAAAAGGGAUGUAUGAGCGAUAUGCAGCUCUUUUUGCACUUCGAAAUGACGGUGGAAACAAAGCUGUUGCUGCUAUUAUUGAUUCCUUGGGUUCCAAGAGUGCUUUACUGAAACACGAGGUUGCAUACGUAUUGGGCCAAUUGCAAGACAAAGCUGCUUCAGCUGCUCUAUCCAAUAUACUUAGAGAUGUAAAUGAGCACCCAAUGGUGAGACACGAGGCUGCUGAAGCUCUUGGUUCAAUUGCAGAUGACCAAAGUGUAGCCCUUCUUGAGGAGUUUACGGCAGACCCAGAAGCUCUUGUCUCACAAAGUUGUCAAGUUGCUCUAAGCAUGCUAGAAGCUGAAAGAUCAGGGAAGUCUUUUGAGUUUCUGUUCAUGCGCACUCCAACUGUACAGUAA